Leptidea sinapis is the source of this 2951-nucleotide messenger RNA. RefSeq names its product rab5 GDP/GTP exchange factor (gene Rabex-5). Gene Ontology annotation, cellular component: endocytic vesicle; cytosol. Gene Ontology annotation, molecular function: guanyl-nucleotide exchange factor activity; small GTPase binding; zinc ion binding. The transcript is spliced from 10 exons. The coding region runs from base 172 to 2271 and encodes 699 amino acids. Lineage: Eukaryota; Metazoa; Arthropoda; Insecta; Lepidoptera; Pieridae. Gene Ontology annotation, biological process: vesicle-mediated transport. The record is from RefSeq and is a predicted model, not a curated record.
CACGUUAUCCGUUAUACAUUGCAAUGAAGAAGUCUCCUAUAGUAAACGAAUUUGUUUCAAUAAAUAGAAUUGGUCAAAAAUGGGCUGAAACUUUUAUUGAGUCGUAUUUUGGGAGACUUUUCGAGUGCAGAGCAUUGAAAUUAACCCUUUAAAGUUUAUAAACAUUGGACUAUGUGGUACAGUCCUAAUUUGAAGAGAUUUUACAAGAAUGUUAUAUUUGCUUCAAAGAUGCCUACUCUCAAUGUUGGAGACCUAAAGUGCAAAAAUGGCUGUGAGUUCUACGGUAACCCACAAUGGAGAGGCCUCUGCUCAGAGUGUCAUCGGAAUCAAGUUCAGAAGCAAAGGAGAGCAGAGGCCGCGGCGCAGGCGUCGGCGGGCGAGAGCGGGGCGGGAGCGAGUCGAGCGCGUGGGGCCACGGGCGUGGCCGCUCGCUCGUCAUUCUCCAAGUUCGAGGAGAAGCGGCUCAAGCAGAGCGAGACUUUGAAGAAAGCUAACUUACUAAAGUUUAGCGUUUUCAAGAAAUCUAAUACAGCGUCUGGAGAAGGCGGGGCGGGCGGUGGCGUGAGGCAGGCAGCGGUCGCGGAUGCCGGACUGGCAGCGGUGGCGGAAGUAAUGCGGCGCGAGUUCCGUGCGCGGUUCCCGGCUCUGGCAGCACAAGCGGGCCGGGACGCGCGCUCCGCCGUACACAGUCUCGUGGUGGACGUGCUACACACCGCAGACCGCAUCUCCGUCGACCUGCUGUCCGAUCGCGUGCAGCGCCACUACCAGCGAUUUAGGAAGUUCAUGGACACGGCCGCACAUUUCGCGAAGGUGGACUCCGAGCAGCGGGAACUGUUGUUGGACUUCGUGGAGGAACACGCCAUGGCUUACUUACACGACCUGCCAGGCGUGGUAUUCUCGCCGGGUGGCACCGACGACGAGCGCCGCGACCGCGUGAUGUCGGAGCGCAUCCAGCAGCUGGGCUGGGUCGGAGAGCGCCACCUCGAGUGCAAGUUGGAUCGUCACGACGCACGCUGCCGCCGCCUGCUCUACAGGGCCAUCAGCGAGCUGCUGGGUAUGGAUGCGGCGGCCGCGCCGUGCGGCAAGCUGCGGCGCGUGCGCCGUGCGUGCGGCCACGUACUGGAGCUGUGUGCGGCGCCCGCCUCCGCCGACGACCUGUUGCCGCUGCUCAUAUUUACGGUGCUGAAGGCGAACCCGCCGCGGCUGGUGAGCAACAUCAACUACGUGACGCGGUUCUGUAACGCACAGCGGCUCAUGACUGGCGAGGGCGGCUACUACUUCACCAACCUGUGUUGCGCAGUGUCGUUCAUCGAGAACCUGUCGGCCGAGUCGCUGAGCAUGGAGCGGCAGGAGUUCGAAUGCUACAUGGCUAUGCCAGCCUCCAUCGGCGGCAGCGCCUGGGGUGCGGCCCUGUCGCUAUGCGGCGCGGCGCAUGAAGCCGACGAGCUGCGAGCGCACGUCGUUGGGUUGUUGGACGCCGCACGUGCGAUACCCGCCGCGGCGCAGAGACACGCCGCCGCAGCGGAGACCUUCGAGGAAGAAAUCGCAAAGAAAGUUCAAGACGUGCUUGCGAAAACCCCGCUCGAGAUAAAACCGCGGCGACAAAUUCCUUCCUUGCGGUCAUUGAGCUCCACGGCCACCCUCAUCGAUCUGGAUGUCACGGAAGAACCCUGGGCGCCCGCCGCGCGAGCUGAUCCCCAGCCAGUUGACGACUCCGAGCGGCUGCAACCCCAGCAUUACCUAUUGGUGCCGGAGAUUGUCCCUGACCCCGACACAACCUCAUCUCAACAAACGGCGGGCACUCCUCCGGCGGAUGUAGCCAAACGGUCUGUUACCGUGAGUCCGCUCGGACUUUACAAUUCAAAGUCUAUCGACAAUCUGUUGACUCCAGAUGAUUUCGACAAUGUUGCUCCGGGCUUGUGGAAUAUUAAUUAUGAUAUUGAUCUGUCAGACUUUAGUGGUGACAACAGCUUUGCUGACGACGCACCAAACGAACCAAAAGAUUGCUUGAGUCCAGAAGGAUUGAAAAAGUUUGAUCCACUUCAUCAAGACUACAAAGUUUUAGAUAAGUUUGAUGAGAUCAGCAUUAUCGAUAAGAAGUCCCACAGUAGCUCUGAGCCGUUUGACGUUGUGCACAGAGAUGUCGCAAUCCCGGAUCCCUUCAGCCCGGUGGAGCAACCCGCCUCUAUCCUGGAUGACGGCGCCUCACCCACUAGUUCUCAUCUCCUGCCGUCGCCGCUGCUGCCACAAUCUAGCCAAAAACAUACUUGAAUGUAAGGAUAGUCUCCCGCAAACUGUUAUCUCUCUUCCAAGAAGAAAAUAAGGCAGAGACGGCUUGCCUGUGAUCACAUCGUCAUUUCUUCUCGUUUCGUUUUUUCAAAUUUUAUGUAUAUGAUACUAUUAUAAGUUUUACUUGUGCUCUUUGUAAAUUCCAUUAUAAUAUAACAUACACUCUCAUGCAAAAAAACGGGCACCUAGGUAAAAAACCUGUUACAUUGGCAUCUUCAGAUUACUUCAUAAUUCUAAGUAGCUUCUAUCAUAAUACUUUAAAUAAAUAAGCAAAAUGUAAUUUCUGUCCAUUUCGUCAUUACAUUUCGAUGAAAUUAAUUACCGCUAUGUUUACAAUAAGGACUGCUAAUAAUUAUCUAAAAAUGAGUUAGUAUGAACUAUCAACGAUUCCCGCCACGAUACGCAAUUAACUGCAAUUUUUGUUAAAGUCCGACUAUGUUUGAAUUUGGAAUAAUAUAACUUUUUCAUGCACCACUUCAUAAAUGUGCCAAUAAUAUUCUCAAAUGAUUAAAGCCUCUUUUGUUAUUGUAUGAUCUAAAGGAACAGAAAAAUUAAAAGCGCCCUUCUUUUAGCAAAUGAGUUUAUAUAUAUAGUGAUAAUACCUGCCUAGGUCAUAGUUUCUGGAUUAUUUAUAAUGCCAAAUAUUAUGUUUAUGAUAUAUU